AUGGCUUCCGGUUCAGACAGUGGCGCCUUUUUAGGGCAUGGCAGCUUGAAGAACCAGCGUGGAGACACCGUUAGUGCGCAGGAGCUCCAUGGCAAGUCCGUCGGUCUGCUGUUCUGCGACGGCAACAACCCGCGCUGCCGAUCAAUCACACCAUUUCUCAUACAGUUCUACAACAGCGUGAAUGGACCGGGGACAGCGCCGAAGAUAGAAAUCGUCUACGUGAGCUGCGACGCUACACGCGAAGCGUUCGAUAACAACGUUAGGCGCAUGCCGUGGCUGCACCUGGACUACGACGACUCGUUGCUGCCGGUGCUGCGUCACAGGUAUAACGUCAUCGAGUGCGACUCGGAGUACGGCAACUUCAACUCGGUGGAGAUACCGUCCAUCAUUGUGGUCAACAGCCACGGCAGCGAGAUCCAGCGGUUCCCUCUGUACCACGGCCGUGAGCAGAGUGCGCAGGCUCUGAGGCGUUGGGACUGGCGCAACUGCCUUUUCGCAUGA
Messenger RNA from Babesia bigemina, 501 nucleotides. RefSeq names its product nucleoredoxin, putative. Lineage: Eukaryota; Apicomplexa; Aconoidasida; Piroplasmida; Babesiidae. The transcript is spliced from 3 exons. The record is from RefSeq and is a predicted model, not a curated record. Bases 1 to 501 code for a protein of 166 amino acids.